CGGGAACGACGCCCCACAGCAGGAUCUGUAGUUCAACCGCCAGCGUGUCGACGUAUUGAGAUUUUAAUCAUAUUUUACACUUUAUAAUGGUCUGUCUUGUCAUAGUUGGUUUUCUCUGAGAAAAGUUGCAUCUGUACUAAAACAAGACAAUGGCCAAAAGAAAAUCGAAAACAGCAGCAGAGUUCAGACCCCCGAAGAGGACGCAGCCCCGAGCAAAACGACCGAAACACACUGAAGAAACAAACCAGUCUGAAGAUGAAAAUCAGACUCUGACACCGGAGUCAGAAGACAACAAUUCCCACAAUGCAUUGUGCUCAGAGAAGCUGGAUGAACAUCAGCCUGGACAGAGCACUCAGACGACAGAUCCCUGUUGUUCCUCGGAAGAGAAAACCAGCCACGAUGAUAACGAUGAGCUUGGAAAUGGCACAAAUCCACCCGAGGUCUCUCGUGAGGCUGAACAGACUGCAGCGAUCACACUACAAACCCCAGAACUGGACAAAAGCGACAAGCACACUCCCUCUAGACCUUUGAAUACCGAAGCUGUUGAUCUACAUCAGCCCAGUAUAGAGCUAGAUGAUGCAGAGCGUGAGAUCACGAGAAAUUCAAAUCAUCAGAAGGUCCCGGAUGAUCAGACCGAGAGAGAGUUGUCACAUGAGGAGUAUACAGCCACUGAACUCACGAUGGGUGAGCAGUUAGGGUCUUCAGACAUCGUAGCGGAGACCUCAUAUGACCAGAUUCAGACGUCUGAAGAUGCAGGUUCUGCAGAUCCUCUAGUAAAGAGAAAAAUAAGAAAGAGGAUGGGAAUGUGCAGGCUUGGAGACAGGAAGAGGAUGCUCAAGGGACAGCCGACUGGAGGGAAUGUGUUUGAAGGAAGCCGGGAGAACGAGGCGGGGCAAAUCACUAACGAAGAGCCGGUCAUGACGAGUGACGGUGUUGAAGAAGAGGAUUCAGUGUCCUCCUUCACAACCGCUUGCUCAGUGGAGGAUACACCUGUACAGGAGGAACCGGAGCAGCCUGGGAAUGAAGUUCAGAUACUGGUCAAAUGUAUGUCAAGGGAGUUUGUUACUCAUGAAACUGAUAAUGCAAUCCCAUCCCGUGCUGAUGCUGAUGAUCUUAACCCUCCUGAGCAAAAUGAAACCGAAUGCAUGGAGCAAAAUGCGACUGAAAGCAACAUUAGAGAAGAUAGCAGUGAGGUCACAACUGAGAUUGGUACUGUGGAUUUAGCUGAUGUUCACAAGGACUCAACUGAUGUUUCAGCUCAAGAAGAGGUUGUGAUAGCCGGUUCACUUGAAGCUCCCAAAGAGGCCAAUGAAGCUAACCAGUUUGGAGAAGAACUCGUCGUGGGAGGUGAUGAGAUUAAGCAGUGCAGUCCGUGUGAAUGUGACAUGAACGCCUCUUCUAGUGACCACACCAGUGAACAGUGUGCGGAGCUCGUGGAUAUCGCAGCCGAUGAGACCGUCAGUGCACCUCCUGUAAUCCACGAGACAGAAGAUAAGUGUGAGUCUUCAGACUUCACAGCCGAGAACAAGGCAGACUGGGAGAACAACAGCGUGUGGAGCUUGUCCUUACCUGCAGCUCCAUCAGGUGGUGAUAAUGAAGAUGUGCAAUUGUUUACAGAGUGUGUAAGUUUACCGAGUGAUGCUCAAGAGCCUCAUCGGAGUCCUGCCGCUGAACCGGAUCCCUCCAGCCCUUUAUCCAUGCACUCGGUGACAGAUUCCCAGCUCAACAACAUCCCUCUGAGUUUGGAGGAUCUCCCCAUCUCAGAAGCCUCCUGUGAUCUGGAGGAUGCCACAGAGCUUGUAUGUGACCUAAUCAGAGAUAUUGCCUUUCUGAAUCAGUUAUUGAUGGACACACGCAGGAAGAUUGGAUUUGGGCAACAAGGCAGAAAACCUCCGCUCCAAACUCAGAAAAAUAGGCAUAAUAACAAUAGAUUCUGAAUGUAUUUUACUGCAUGAUAUAAUAGACAGAAA
Messenger RNA from Cyprinus carpio (common carp), 1970 nucleotides. RefSeq lists its product as uncharacterized. NCBI's taxonomy places the organism in Eukaryota, Metazoa, Chordata, Actinopteri, Cypriniformes, Cyprinidae. The record is from RefSeq and is a predicted model, not a curated record.